Molecule: messenger RNA, 1452 nt
Organism: Tribolium castaneum (red flour beetle)
Lineage: Eukaryota; Metazoa; Arthropoda; Insecta; Coleoptera; Tenebrionidae
Product: store-operated calcium entry regulator STIMATE
Exons: 3
Coding region: 150-974 (274 amino acids)
Cellular component (GO): membrane
Source: RefSeq, a predicted model, not a curated record
GCACUUCCCUUGCGUCACGGCUGUCAAGUGUCAUUUAAGUGUCAUGUUUAUAGAUGUUCGAAGUUCGCUUAAGUCCUACAAAUCUAAUUAAACAUUUACAAAAACCAAGAAUGAUAAUUGAUAAUAGAUAGUGAAGUGUUGUCAGUGCUAUGAAUUCGACAGGAAACGUGCUACAGCCCACCCAUGGGGGCUUGCAUUGCAGCAAAGAUGCCCUAACUGACGUUUUCGGCUGGUUUCUGCAAGUCUUACUGGCCUGUUUAGCCUUCACCUGCCUCAUAGCUAAAAGGUUCUGUGAGCCAAGGAGCGAGCGGCGUUCUUGGUUGAUUUGGUUCUAUGACACUUCAAAGCAAGGUAUGGGGGCUAUGGCCAUUCACCUGGCCAACGUAUGGCUCGCGGGGCAGUACCAAGGCGAUCCGUGCACCUGGUACUUGAUCAAUUUCCUCCUGGACUCCUCCUUGGGGCUGCUUAUUAUUUUCGUAGGGAUUCGUUUAAGUCAAUAUUUAUCGAGAAAGAAAGGCUGGGAAGCGAUUAAUUUUGGGGAGUAUGGGAAGCCGCCUUCGGCAAAUGCGUGGAUGGCGCAGUGUUGUCUUUACGUGGGCCUUAUGGCCAUUGUUAAAGUGUCAAUAACGUUGUUUAUGCAGCUUGAUUUUUGGGAUGGCGUUAAAGAUUUUAUUUUAUCGCCUAUUAAUAAUCCCAAGGUGGAGCUGGCGUUUGUUAUGCUCAUCAUACCGUUUUUCGUAAACAUGUUGAUGUUUUGGGUCACUGAUAACUUUCUCAUGCAUAAAAGUCACAGCAAAAGGCAAGCGAGAAGGACGAGCGCUGAAAACUCACUUUUGGCGCGCACCAAAGUCAAGUAUCGAACAAUUAAGAAAAAAAUUAGAAGACGCGACUCUGAAAGCGAUAUUCUGCUUUCAGGAGAUGAUGAAUUGUUGGAUCCUGAGUCAGUACCUAUAAAUAGACACGUGUUAACUUAAUAUGUUUAUUAUAAGCUGGUUAAAAUAAUUAAGAGACUGUCCAAAUAUCGUUUGCAAAAUCAAGUGCCUUAGUGUGGUUACUUGUGCCAAAUUAUUUUAAUCAGCGCGUUAGAAAACGGCUGUAAUUUCUCUCUCAUUAAGCUCUAAUGAUUUAAGCUAAGUUAAAUCUGGUUACCGUGAGAUUAGUGAUAUGUAGGUUACUUUAAUAGGUGCUAUUUAUGAACAAAAUAGUCAAAAGACUCUGUUUACUAGAGUAGUCAUGAUCAUGUACUGUUAAAAUCUGGGAUUGAACACCUCACAGAACCGUCCCGCUUUUAUUUAUUUGUGUUAAUUAUUCACUGACAUUCCAUAUUCUCAUUGAACAAUUUAUCUCUUGUUUUAAUCACGAACGUCAUAUGUUUACCAUAUUUAUACCAAAUAUUUAGAUAUUAAGCGUUUUUGUGUACAGAACGGAUAAUAAAUCGAUUUAUUUUCGUAA